UUUAACGGCCAAGUUGCUGUGAGUUCUCCGUUAAUUAUUCAUUUAUAAAUUUCCUUUAAUUACCAUACAUUAAGUAUCACAUUUAUAAAUAUAUAAGAUCACAUGGAAAGCAAAAUGAUGAUAAAUAUCAUUUUUUGAUCUACUUCCAAGUGAUGAUUUUUUAUCAAACCGUUUUAGAGACACAAGUUUGCUUUUCACGAGACGUUGGCUAGAUAAUUUAUAUCCUGACUUAAUUUAAAAUGUCUCAGACACAGCAGAUACUACACAGGUGGACUGAGUCCCUGAAAGCAGGAGAAUUUCAAGGACUUGCCAAUGAAAUAAAGGAGAGUAAUUUAAAAUUACCUUCAGAAAAACUAGACGUAUCACUGUCUCGCUUGCUCGUAGUGAUCUGUAGCUUUGUAGCAGACCAGAAAAAACUUCCACCUGAAAAUAUCCAGGACUUGAAAAACAUCAUCCGCGUAAUCUAUCACAAGUUGGUAUCAAUACCAGACCCAGUUAAAUUUUUCUUGUCGCUCUACCACGUAAUCAGGAUAUUUUGCUCCUCGAAAUCCUACCAAGCAGCUCUAGAGAUAACUGACUACUUCUUACCCGGAACUUUGUGGUACUCACGGGCCGGUGAUCCAACAUCUUCUUUCACAAAACUCACGAAUCUCUGGGCUACCAGUUUGAUCAGCUACCUCAAGUCCCUUAAUAAAUUAGACGACAACCAGUUUAAGUCAACGAGCAACUUGAUCGAGUAUCAGCUUAAACUCCGCUUGCUCUGCGGUGCAAGUGGCCACCGGUCUUUCAUCAAUGAUCUCGACUCUUACUACAAGAUUAUCAAGUCACUGGACAAUGGAAAGUACGAGGAUAGAUUCCGGGGUUUGAUAAUCGAUACGUUAACGCGCACAAAAAUAUCUUUGAGUAUCGAAGACAAGUAUCGCAGCUACGAAGCUUUUCUAAGACUAAUUACUGAGAUCCUGGCGAGUAAAAUAAAUAUAGACGGAGUUUACAAAAUUGCUAGUAAAAUACGUCAAGUAUUCGAUCCCUUCCGCGAGGCUGUCAAAGUAGACAAGGAAGUCGACAGAUGUUUUAAAAUUUACGAGUUGAUGUGCUCGAUAUUCACCAGGUCGGUUCUUUAUUUUACCAAGGAUGCUGUUGAUGCCACUGACAAAUGCAUUGAAAAGCUUGAUUACUUGGCCAAUGAGUACGGGACCCAGAAUGCGGUGCGUCAUAAUUUGUUCCAUGGCUCCAGGCUGCUUAACUUCGUGCUGAUAUACUGGGACAAUUAUGCUAAAGCAAAGGAAAAGUUUGAUAUUCCCUUGGAGUUCAUGCCCAAGUUACUGUCGCUGAUAAUCCAUCAGUCGGAUUUGCUUGCCCGGCAAACGAUCUCUUCAUGCAAUGGGUGUUCGUCUUCCAAAUGCACGAUCAAAAAAGAUAUUUACAGCAGCACUGGUACUAAAAUUCGGAUUCUUGCGAUUUUAGCCCGCAUUGAUGCGACGUCUGAUGAUCUCAGACGCAUUGCUGUAUCAGUAUUCAAGGACAGCGUUGACAGCAUUACGGAACUGAGGGACAAUAAUUGCGAGUCCUGGUUAAAGCUCUGGUCGCUCUGCAUAUCGCGUGCUUACAAUGUCAUCCUGCAGUAUGAAAAAAAUUAUUACCAAGAUUGUCGUCUUAUGAGCGAAUUAAUGUGUCGUAAAAUCAGCAGCUUCGGUAUCGAGAAACUCUUUGAUGAAAAAGAAAACUUUUUGGCUGUAUGUUUAUACCGGCUUAGUUCCGCGCAUUUUCACAAUGAAAACUAUCAAGAAGCUAUGACUGUUGCUGCAUUGACCGCGUACGUCGGGUAUAAUUACGAGGAAUGUUCAGCGUUUCGUAUGUGGGCAAAUAUUAAGUAUCGGUACUCAUCAGCACAUAGGAUAACUAUUGUAGAUUGUCUGGAGAGAAAUGACGUGGGCGAACAAUUUGGGGUUAAAGUAACGCUAGAUAAUUAUCAGAAACGUUUGAUUUGUCUGCGGGAAAUCAAAGGGCUGGAGAACGCCUCGAUUAAUAUGGUCCAGUCAAUAAUACCAGCAGUACAUUUGAUGGAGAUUCUUGAUCCUGAUCCUAUGGAAUACGCCCAGGCGGUCCACUUGCUCGGUUACCAUCUUCUAGAUCUCCGUGAGACUGAGUCUAUAAAGCAGUACAUCACAAAAGCUCAGUCCCAGUUGAAGAAAGCCAGUAAAACUCCAGCAAGCCAGCUGAUGUACGGCAACCUCUUGUUCUACGCCUUCGUUCAGCGACUUGCUGACAUACGUCGUGCUACUGAGACUGAAAUGGAGACCUCGACGAUGCGGCUGUAUUCUAAAUCUCCCUCAAAUGGCUCAACAAGUAACGUAGUGCCAGCUUACAGUCUCAUCAAUAUCAACACUUCUGCUGAUCUAGAGACCGCUUUGGAACGAGUGCUAGACAUCUGGACAAACUAUUGCCCGCGAGAGGGCAUUAUUGAGAGUUUCGGUAAAUUUUUAACUCCAAAAAUGAUGAUAAGGCUCGCGAUAACUGCCGGAGAGUACGCUAAAUUUUAUCACUUCCGCGGCCCGGAGAUAGCGGCAUGGAAGCUGGCCAUGAGUUUGGCUAAAAAAUUCAGUGAUGAUCACUAUAUUAUUUACGUCACUGGUCGCAGUAUUAUGUCGCGUUACAUCAAGACCCGGUGGAUCACACUCGCUGAGGAGUGCGUCGCUAAAUUAAAAGACACGAGUGAUGAAAAAAUAAUUGAGUGCAUUGCAAUGUUUAAAUUAAGUUUGUCAAGUUAUUAUUUUUACUUAGAGCGAGAUGAUGAGGCCAAGAAGCUGUUUGAUGAAGCGAUGGAGAUGCCCAGGAUCAAGUUUACUAAAAAUCUUCCGACUUAUCUACUGGCAAUGGACAUUUCCAUAUCAGACAGACUUAAUUAUUACGACCAAGCUGAUAGUCUCAAGUACUCACAGGCGCUUGUCGAGGGUCUCUAUACGAUGAUUUUAAUUGAAGAUGAAUUUAUGUCACACGAUUUUCCUCGGGAAGUGUUACUCUAUCGGCUGGAUACGCUGUUCCAGUUCACGAAUCACAUCAGCUUGCGGAUGAACAGUCUGGUGUCUUACCGGGAAAUUUCAGCGCACUUGGCACGACGGCUUGGAGUUGUCCAGAAACUAGGAUCUGUUUUGCACGUCGCCGAGUGUCUAAAGAACCUCUGCUUCAUUGAUUUGUCGCGCAAUCAACUGGAAGACUGUGAAGUAAAACUCCAAGGACUUGAGCACAUUCUCAAGCUAGAUGUCUAUGACUUUGGCGCCAAUACUAAAUCAUCUAAAGUGGUAGUAAAUGUCUUCUGUGAUUCCUCUCCAGUGCGGAUGAUUGAGUCCGUCCGCGACAUGCCGCAGAAUGACGCCUCGCCGGUACUUAUCAGCAAAGUUUUUUCAUCCCCCGAUUUCAUGGAGCACGAGAGCAAGUGCAAGUGUUUCAAAUGCACCAAUUUCGCGUAUAAAUAUCUAGUGUUUUCGUGCACUCACAUACGCGCUCAACUUUACGCGGCUCAGAAUAAUUUUAUCCAAGCGCUCCAGCACUUCCACGGGGCGUUUCAGAUUAUAAAGAAGCUACUAAAUGCCCAGGUCGAAUCUUUUGAAAUAACUUCUCAUCAGUAUGUGGAGUAUGUACUGUUUUUAUUGGAUUUCGCAAGAUUUAUCAAGUACUCAGUACCAGAAGGCCGUGAAGCUCUCAGUAUUGUGAUAUUUGCGUUGAAUAUUUGUGAGAAAUAUAGAAUACAAAAUCAUCCAGUGUAUCUCAGUAUCAAGGAAAUGAUAUUUGAGUACAGAUUCCAAGAGACUUUUGACCCGGACCAGUACACCAAGUUUGUGGUCCCGGAUGUAAAAGAAGAAAAUAUUGAUGACUAUUUGUCAGACAGCGGUGAUAUCUGCACGACACCUGUCAAAACUCCCUCCGGAUCCGUAAGAGUUAAGCGCCGUUACACUCCUCUGAUCUUGACUCUCUCUAAAGCUGAAGUCGAUACAGUUCAAGAGGAUCAAGACUGUCUGACUCCCGUUUACGUUAGCGAUGAUCUCGUAAAAAUUGAAAAGAAACAACCGAAAGUCACCAGAAUUAAACCAAUUAGACGUAAAAUAUCAGACUCUGAGUACCUGAGUCCUGCUUCUAUGGAAAAUAAAAAUACUGAUAAAUUAAAUUCUGAUGUAUUUAUAUUUGAAAGUAAUGAUUGUACAGAAGACAAAAGUAAUUCCUGUAAAAAAAAUAAUGAGAAAUCAACCAGAUCACGUGCUACGAAAAGUAAAAACGAAAUUACAACAGUUGAUACAAAUACUGGUAGUAAAUCUCGUAAAAAAUCAACUGCAGCUGCGUUAUCUUCUAGAGAAUCUGUGAAGAUUAAAAAUGAGGUUGAUGAAGUUAUUAAUUUAGAUGAGGAUAUUAAUUCUAAUGAUAUAAAUUAUGUUAGUAAAUGUAUUAGCAAGUCAACUGACAGUUACUCAUCAAGACCAGAAACUUCAUCAACUAAAACAACCAAAGACUCUGGGAGAAUCAAAAGUGAACUGGAGACUGUAGUUGAAAAUUUAGAAGCUGUGCAUAUCAGCAAGUGUAAACCAAAUGUUCGGAAAGUCCGCAGCAAAUCAUCAGCGGAUUUAAUUUCAAAGGCAGCGGAAAAUAAAUUAAUUAAAACUAGUGCCAAGGCUAGAUCAGCAAGUACGAGUACAAGUAAAACUAAAGUUAUCAAAGAAGAAGUUUGCGGAGAUGUAAUCGAGGCCAGUUACGUUCUCGAGCCCAGAAGAUCAAGACGCGUCGCUUCGAAAAACUCCGAAUCUGAUAAAAAUAACUUUAAUUCAAAAAUAUUGAAGCCAAGGACCUGAUAAUUAGUUUUGAUAAGUAGAUAAUUAAUAGAAAAUGUAAACUAAUGAAAUAUUUUUUUAUAAUUAUAUUUGAAUAUAAGGCUGUAAAAAUAUCAACUAGCGCAAGUAUUUUUAUAAUUAUUUAAUUUUAGUAGUAAGUGAUUAUAAUACUGGUGUAAUAAAUAAGUAAAUAAUUUUUUUUACAUGAAAUUAGAAAAGUUUAUUAAAAUAUAUUGUAUGUACAUUUUAUUUUUUUUGUUUGAAAAAAUCUUAUUGUCUAUUACUGACAAUAAUUAAAUACAUAAUUAAUAUUUAGCUAUUACUAGUAUUAUUAAUAAUAAACAUGGCAUAAUUAAUAACUGGUUUGUUCUUAUUUUUUUUCGAUUUAUUUUGUUCAACUUAAAUACUGCAGCGACAAAAACUUAAAUAACGACGGACAUUAAAUCAAAAGUCUUACUUUUAUUUAAUUUGUUAAAUAUCACACAUUUUCUCAUAUCAAACAUUGUUUUAGUAAACUAUUUUGAUUAAGGCGACUCUCAGACAGUGCUCCCACUUUUUAAAAAUUUUCAGCUAUUGUUAGCGUAUCAAAAUUUUAUCAGUUAAUUACAAAAAAAUUAAGGCAUUAAUUAAAAAAAAAACAACGCAAUUGCAAUUUCGCCGAGAUAUAGAUUUUUAAAAAAUUAACUACAGUUGACAUCAAUUGGAUGUUAAAAAAAAUUUGGAAAAUAAAUUUCAAUAAAAAUCAUCUCAAUUUUAUAAUUCGAAUUUUCAAAUUUCGUUUAACUCCUAGUUGAUAACAACUGUAAGUAGUUUUUCAAAAAUUCUAUGUCUCGGCGAAAUUGUCUUUUCUUUCCUAAAUUAAGGUUUUAAUUUUGUUUUUAGUUAAUUAGUAAAAUUUUAAUACACUUAUGACAGGAGUCAUUGAAAAUUUUUACAAAGUGGGGAGCAACGUCUGAUAAUUUCCUUAAUUAAUAAGUUCUUUAUCAUUUACAAUAAAUAGUUAAGCGAACUUAUAUCUUCGAUCGCUUAUAAUUGACAAUUUAAUACAACAAAUAAAAAUCCCAAUUAUUGAAUGGGUAUCAAUUAAUGACUUGUUUUAAUUUAUUAUUUAAUUUUAUAAAUUUAAAUGUUAUAUUUUUUUUUUAAAUUUAAAAAUUUCCCUCCAAAAAUUAUCACUUACACUCAAGUUAUUUUUUAAAUUUCUCAAGUACUUUUAUAUUACAAAAUAAUGAAUAAAUUAAUAGUAAAAACGAUUGAUUUAAUUACAAGCAUUUGAUGUCAAUAAUUGGGAUUUUUAUUUCAUAUAUAUUUAUA
Molecule: messenger RNA, 6131 nt
Organism: Microplitis demolitor
Lineage: Eukaryota; Metazoa; Arthropoda; Insecta; Hymenoptera; Braconidae
Exons: 3
Coding region: 240-4838 (1532 amino acids)
Source: RefSeq, a predicted model, not a curated record